Molecule: messenger RNA, 2599 nt
Organism: Nomia melanderi (Alkali bee)
Lineage: Eukaryota; Metazoa; Arthropoda; Insecta; Hymenoptera; Halictidae
Source: RefSeq, a predicted model, not a curated record
AUGUUUCGCGUAUAAAUAGUUUUCGAUGUGUUACGUGCACGUGCAAGGUUGUCUCAACUAUAUAGAUGUGCCGUUUCAAUCUCGAAAUACGCGAAAACCACUUAUCCAGACUUGACGGUUACCCUCGUGUUCCUGUUCCUCGAACAAAGGGAGGAAACAGAGCGAGAGUCUUGUUUUCACGGAUGUUAGGAAAUCCCUCUACCGGAAGAUCCUACGACCACAGAAGCCUUCUUUCAUCCCGGAGCUGCUUAAAAGCACCACGUGGGUGCACAUUCAUCGUUUACAAAAGAGAAAAACAUAUUAUAAACUGUGCAAGUAGUGGAAAUAUAAGGAGAUUUAUGUAUAAUUUAGAACCAUCAUGCGAAUUGGGCACAGUACCUUUAGAAUCAGUUCGGAACCUAUCAGUGCCUAUUAUGAAAGAUUGGAUAGAGGAACCUGUAGAAACGUACGAUCCUUGGAAAAGUACUGAGAACAGAAAUGUUAUACGUUGUAAAAUAGGUGGAUCAAAGUCACAGAAAAAGCAAUAUAGAUUGGCAGAGCGAAAGAGAAUAGAAACUAUUCUGAGAGAAAAUGCAUUUAAACCAAAGUUGGCAACACGUCAUAAACCUAAAAUGACAAAACAAUGUUCAAAUAUUUCACAACUGAUUCAAAGCUUAAAAAGAUUAUCUGUGGAAGACUUUGAUGCUCUUUUAGAAAGUUUUAACUUCAGUAAUUUAUAUAUUAGUGACAUAAAAGAUACCUUGAAUAAGCGAAAAUGCAUAUCACAAGUUAUAAACACGACAUUGGCGACGAAGUUUAAAGACAUGCUGCUAUACCGUUUGAAGGAAAGUAUUUCUUAAGAAAAACACAAGAAAAGGGGAACUACAGUGUUAUGAAAGUAUUACAUAUUAGGUACUGGAUUACCUACCAUAAAUUAUAUUUUUUUAUUUUUCUAAUUUUUCACAGUUAUAACGUUACCGAAUGAGUUACUUAUUAUUAAAAUUUAUAGGAACUAGCGUUGCUUCUUAAUUUUGUUUUAUCCGAGUAAAAAUAUUAAUUAUAAUAAGACGAGCAUGAGAGUCAAUUAUUCAUUGUAAAUGUACAUGAUUCUACAUUUCCCCGCGAUUACCGUAUACUAUUUGUAUUGAUUUUAAAUUAUUUAUUACUAUUUAAAUUAUACACACUCGAUACACGUUUGUUCUAUUCACCAAACAAACUCGAGGCAAGUAUCAAAUGUUCUGGACGCAACAAGGUCGAGGUUGUACAAAACAACACAUUGCUACCAUGUAAUUCAAUUGGUUUCCGGUGUGUAAUUAUUCUGAACAAUCUUUUAUCGUACAAAAGUCACAUAACAAAUACAAUGCACGUAUCUGACUGUACAACUGUCUCACAUGAUAUUCAUAAAAACAAGCUCCGUUCUAAAUAACAAUCAACGACUCGCGUUUCAGUUAUUUCCCAGCAAUUCCUCCAGCAGCCAAGAAGACGCCUCUUUGUGAUGUUGUUUUAUGUGAUUCCUCAGGUAUCGUUUCUGCCCGAAUUUCAUACCGCAAAUACAAUCGAACGGUUUCUCUUCGUUGUGUAUCGCGCGGUGUCGAACCACCUCUCCUUUAACCGAGAACGUUUUACCGCAGAUCUCGCAGGGGAAUGCUUUAAUGCCCGUGUGCGUAGUCUCAUGGUGAGUCAGCCUUUGCCUGCUCCUGAAAUACUUGUUGCAGUACGAGCAUUUAUGAGGUUUGUAAUCGGUGUGCACACGAUUGUGAAUAUAAAUGGAAUUUAAAGUCCGGAACAUUUUAGGGCAGUGUUCGCACGCGUACGGCCGCUCUCCUGUAUGGAUCCUGCGGUGGUCAUCUUUCGUCCCUUUAUUCGCGAACGCGCGGCCGCAUAUGUCGCAGGUGUACUUCUUCAAACCCUCGUGAACGUCUCUUAUGUGCCUCGCCAGAUCCUGCUCGAUCCUAUAGGAUUUCCCGCACAGGUCACAUUUGCACGGUCGUUUGUCGGAAUGAACGCGAAUAUGUCGCAAGAAGCCUCGCUUCGUGAAUAUAACUUUCUUGCAGGUGUCGCAUUUGUAAGAGACGCGGUCGUUGAUCAUCUGCUUCGCCUUAUUCACCAGCUCGGUCUCGUCUGGAUUCUCGAUUCGGUUCACGUCGAAAUGUCUGUUUAUAUGCUUCUUCAAUUCCGACUUCUUCGUGAACUCUUUCCCGCAUAGGUUACAGGUAAAGAAGCAUACAGGUUCCUCGGCGAUCUCCGUGACAGGAGGUUCCACGUUCUCUGCCGUUCCUUUUUUCAAACUGGCCGUCAACCCCAUCUCAUCCGCAACGGUACUCGUCUCCCCGACGCCGUCGUUGUGCAUCAACAUGUGCUCUUGGAAGUCUUUCUCUCGGCUUUGGUACAUCAGCUUGCAAUACUGACAGUAAUGCAUCUCGGCCUCGUGCACGGUGUUCAUGUGCUCAAUGAAAUACUUCAUGUUCACGAAGACGACGUCGCAUUGAGUGCACUGGACGUACUCUACCUCCUCGCCGUUCGCGGUAUCGUUAACCGUUGGUAAUCGCGCAACGCCGUCGGCCUCGUUCUUCCACCUGCAAAACAAACAUAUUCCGACAUCAUUCCAGCGAAACCGAAU